UUUCUCGAUUAAAACGCGGUUUAUGUAAUAACAAAUAAGCUUUUUUAACUAUCCCGUUUUAUUAACUGGAUGCAUUUCAGGUAAAUAUAUUAUCCGAUUCAAUAUUGAACAAUUGAAGUGUUGUUGCAUCGUAUAUCGAUCAUCAUUUGAUUUUGACUAUCAUCUCAUCAUGACCAUCAUUAUUUACACAAGCGUAUAUAUAGAUGUCCACAAGGUUUCUGGUUGAUUCGAUAGCGAGUAUCUCGCAUUAGUUUAUCCGUUGUUUUUGUUACUGAAGUAGACUAAAAUGACUCCAAAGUAUAAACUCACAUACUUUGACCUCGGUGGUCUGGGAGAAUCGAUUAGGUUUCUAUUCCAUUAUGGCGGAAUCGAAUUUAUCGAUAACCGAGUCUCAAUGGCGGAUUGGCCGGCCCUUAAAAAUUCGAUUCCUUUACGACAAAUGCCUCUUUUGGAGGUCGAUGGCAAAGUUCUGCACCAAAGCGUGGCUAUUUCCCGCUACGUGGGACGUUUAGUGGGACUUGCAGGCAAAAACGACUUGGAAGACUGCGAAAUUGACGCCGUAGUUGACACAAUUACGGAUUUCCGCCUUCAUUUCAUGAAGCAUCGCUUUGAGUCGAACCCUGAGGCCAAACAAGCUCUAAAGGAGAAGCUCGAAAAGGAAAUCAAGCCGUUGAUAUUCGGACAAAUGGACUCAUGGGCUCAAAAAAACAACGGUUAUUUGGCACUCGGAAGAUUAACUUGGGCUGACGUGUAUUUUGUGGCUUUAAUUGUCAGUUUUAUGCUAUCCGAGCCUGAGUUGCUAGAAAAUUACCCGAAUUUGAGGGCAAUGCAGCAAAAUGUCCUGUCGAUUCCCCGAAUCAAGGCCUGGGUGGAAAAACGUCCAAAGGACGUCGUACAGUAAACCCUUAAAAUUGUAUGUUCUUAAUAAAGUUUCAUUUUUUA
Molecule: messenger RNA, 942 nt
Organism: Dendroctonus ponderosae (mountain pine beetle)
Lineage: Eukaryota; Metazoa; Arthropoda; Insecta; Coleoptera; Curculionidae
Product: glutathione S-transferase
Exons: 5
Coding region: 287-901 (204 amino acids)
Biological process (GO): glutathione metabolic process
Molecular function (GO): glutathione transferase activity
Source: RefSeq, a predicted model, not a curated record